GUAAGAGUAAACACUCAGGAGGAUCUAGCUGCUAGCGAAGACGAGUUGGUUUGCAACUCCAGGGGGAAUAGUUAAGACUUUGGCGAGCUCUAACGCUGGAGGAGGCCGUGGUGCUGCUGGAGCUCUAUCUGGUGGUCCUGGUCAUCUCUUUCUCCUGGGCGGUUUAUUUCUUGUUCGUGUCUAAACCCGGGCUGGGAAAAAACUAGCUCUCAGGAUGGACUGAACUCGGCAGCGUGUUCUCGAGGAUCCUAUCAGCUCACACCCCUGCAGUCAUGGACUUCUCGAAGUUCCUGGCAGACGAUUUCGAUGUGAAGGACUGGGUGAAUGGUGCGUUCAAAGUGGCGCAGAAGGAUGCGCCGGGCAAAGCGGACGCUCACGCGGCCACGCUGGUCAUGAAGCUGCAGCUGUUUAUUCAGGAAGUCAACAACUCCAUAGAAGAAACCAGCAUUCAGGCUUUACAGAACAUGCCUCGCGUACUGAGAGACAUCGAAGCGGUAAAGCAAGAGGCUUCGUUCCUCAGGGACCAGAUGGUGAUGGUGAAGGAAGACAUCAAGAAGUUUGAACAGGACACGGUGCAAUCCAUGCAGGUGUUGGUCGAGCUCGAUCAAGUGAAGUCCAGGAUGCAGCUAGCAGCCGAAGCACUACAGGAAGCUGAUAAAUGGAGCACGCUCAGUGCAGACAUUGAGGAAACCUUCAAAACUCAGGAUGUGGCUGUGAUUAGCAGCAAGCUGGCGGCGAUGCAGAACAGCCUGGCCAUGCUGGUGGACACGCCGGACUACAGUGAGAAGUGCGUCCAGCUGGAGGCGCUCAAAAACCGUCUGGAGGCCCUGACAAGUCCUCAGAUCGUCUCCACCUUCAAUACACACUCUACAGAUCAAGCUAAGCUGUUCGUAAAGGUUUUCACUGAAAUAGACAGAAUGCCUCAACUCCUCGCUUACUAUUACAAAUGUCACAAGGUGCAGCUGUUGAGUGUGUGGGAAAGUGUGUGUCAGUCUGAUGCGCCUCUGAAGCAGCAGCUGUCCGAGUUCUACGACACACUCCUAUCCACCUGGUACACACAGCUUCAGUGGAGUAGUCAGGUGUUUAAGAACCCCUAUGAGGUGGUGACGGUGCUGAUGAUACAGACCCUCGGUGCCAUGGUCCCGUCCAUCCCACAAUGCAUUGCAGCAGCGCUGGAGCGGAGCCCUGCCGAGAGUCGACUCGACACACUCCUCGAGCUGCACCAGACAGCAGCCAGCUUCAGCCGCAGCCUGGAGAACGCCAUGCAACCUCACCUCGGUGAGUGUAACCUGUUGAAGGUGUGUGAGCUGGUGACGAGUGUGUAUACGCCGUAUAAAAGCUAUCAGAUGCAGUACGGAGAGCUGGAGGAGAACAACCUGCUGAUUCAACUCAGUGCUGUCCCACUGGAGAGUGGUGAGGUGCUGGACUGCGUGCUGGAGCUCACACACUCGGUACAGAAGGUGUUUGGUCUGGCAGCGGCGGCCGUGGAUCGCUGUGUCAGACUCACAGACGGACUCGGAGUGUGUGGCCUCAUCAAAGCCCUGCGUGCUCUGUUCACCAAGUAUGUAUCAGAUUUCUCCCGCACACUUCAGUCGAUCAGGAAGAAGUACAGGCUGGAGGACACGCCCACCUCAGAGGUCUUCACCGAAGAUUGGACGGCUUUCCAGAAUUCCGUCAGGAUUAUAGCUACAUGUGGGGAGCUUCUCAGGCAGUGUGGCACUUUCGAGCAACAGCUUUCCAACAAGAUCCUGGGAAAGGCGGGCCAUUUCCUGUGGGAGGGGUUUAACCCCAGGAGUCUGAGCGGCCUGCAUGAGGGCGGGGCCGAGAGGCGUGGCCAGAAGAAUCCCUGGCAGGAAUAUAACUACCUACAGCAGAGCAGCACGGCGGAGUACAACACCCUGCUGGAGACACUACACACACUCAAGGAGAAAGGCACGGGGAACUCGAGCCUCCUCGCAGACACCCGCGCCGCCAUGACCCGCCUGAACCAGCAGGCCAAUCAGCUCGCCUUCGACUCGGUCUUCCUGCAGAUCAAACGGCAGCUCUGCCUGCUCACCAAACUGGAGGUUCGAGGUACAGCUACUCUGGGUGAAACCCUCACUGAAGAUCUACCGACCUUCAGCCUCUCUCCACAGGAGUACAUUACUAAUAUUGGGCAGUACAUCAUGUCUCUGCCACUGCAUCUGGAGCCGUUUGUGACUCAGGAGGAUCCAGCGCUGGAACUGGCCUUACACACAGGAAAACUGCCAUAUCCCCCAGAGCAAGGCGAUGAUGUUCCGGAGCUGGAGAACACGGCUGAUUAUUGGCUGGGGUCCAUCGCCCGGGCAACCAUGCAGACCUACUGCGAUGUGAUUCUGCAAAUCCCUGAGCUCAGUCCUCACGCUACCAAACAGCUGGCUACAGAUAUCGACUACCUAAGCAACGUUAUGGACGCUUUGGGCCUCCAAACAUCCAGAAAUCUCCAGAACAUCACGGCGCUUCUCCGCGCCAAACCCGAAGAGUUCAGACAGACGGCUAAACCUCUCCCGCGCAGACUCUCGUCCAGCAUCGCUGCCAUGCGAGGCCUCGAGCAUUGAGGGGGAUCUGGACCAAAAAGACGCUGUUCUUUUUUUCUUUUUUUUUUUUUUUAAUUUAUUUCCAUCUGUCAUCCAGGCGGUUUGUUUUGCACAUCAACUAAAAUGUUCAUCAUUUUGUUAGAAUAACAACUUGUCCCAUGAUAAUGUAGAGUGUGCAUGGAUGUAAAGUUUCCUACAGGGAUUAUCUGCUUUGGUUAUUCGUUACCUUUCAUUAAUCUGAACUGAAUAAAUCAUCAUAUAUUACA
This is a messenger RNA of Clarias gariepinus (North African catfish), 2821 nucleotides long. It is a transcript of the gene cog7, whose product is annotated as component of oligomeric golgi complex 7. Gene Ontology annotation, cellular component: COG complex. The record is from RefSeq and is a predicted model, not a curated record. Lineage: Eukaryota; Metazoa; Chordata; Actinopteri; Siluriformes; Clariidae. The transcript is spliced from 18 exons. Gene Ontology annotation, biological process: retrograde vesicle-mediated transport, Golgi to endoplasmic reticulum; Golgi organization; intracellular protein transport. Bases 273 to 2576 code for a protein of 767 amino acids.